Molecule: messenger RNA, 2367 nt
Organism: Polyodon spathula (Mississippi paddlefish)
Lineage: Eukaryota; Metazoa; Chordata; Actinopteri; Acipenseriformes; Polyodontidae
Product: large neutral amino acids transporter small subunit 1-like
Exons: 11
Coding region: 153-1856 (567 amino acids)
Biological process (GO): neutral amino acid transport; amino acid transmembrane transport
Cellular component (GO): membrane
Molecular function (GO): neutral L-amino acid transmembrane transporter activity; L-amino acid transmembrane transporter activity
Source: RefSeq, a predicted model, not a curated record
ACAGUAAUGCUUAGUUAUAAUAGUACCCAAACAAUUAGUUCUGUGCGUUCAGUACAGAGUAGUGUGUGUUUUUGGGCACCCCAUCUUGCUGUUCGGAGUCGAGUUAUUGUAAAAUAAUAAUAAUCGAACAUUCUGUAAUAUCAGCUUAAGCAAUGUCCAAUUUAAAAAAAAGAAAUUCAAAUUCGUCUGCAGACAGGACAGAGGAGGAUAACGAGGCGAUGGAAAAGAUGCUGGGUUCUGGCGGUGGCGAAAACGGGGACACGGAGGUAAACGGCUCCCCGAAUCUAGAGUGCUCGGCGGAGAGCCCAGACAAAGAUGCCAGCGAGGGAGAUGGAGUCGCCCUAAAAAGAACCAUAACUCUUGUUAAUGGUGUUGCCAUAAUUGUCGGUACCAUCAUCGGUUCUGGGAUCUUCGUAACCCCCACGGGGGUGAUCAAGGAGGCCGGCUCUGUGGGGUUAGCCCUUAUCAUCUGGGCUGUCUGCGGAGUCUUCUCCACUAUCGGUGCGUUGUGCUAUGCUGAACUGGGAACAACCAUCUCUAAAUCCGGCGGCGAUUAUGCUUACAUUCUGGAGGUCUACGGGUCCCUGCCAGCCUUUCUAAAACUGUGGAUCGAGCUGCUCAUUAUCCGCCCCUCUUCGCAGUACAUCGUGGCUUUCGUGUUUGCCACCUACCUCCUCAAACCCAUCUUCCCAGACUGUCCGGUACCAGAUUCUGGAGCCAAACUUGGGGCUUGUCUCUGUAUCUUGUUGCUGACAGCAGUGAACUGUUACAGUGUGAAGGCAGCUACCCGUGUUCAGGAUGCCUUUGCCGCUGCCAAACUGCUUGCCCUUGGGAUCAUCAUCGUUAUUGGCUUUGUUCAGAUCGGCAAAGGUGAGACGGAAUACCUUUUGCCAAAGAACGCUUUCAAAGACACCAACACUGAUAUUGGGAAGAUCGCCCUGGCUCUCUACAGUGGACUUUUUGCUUAUGGAGGCUGGAAUUACUUGAACUUUGUCACAGAAGAAAUGAUUGAACCUUUCAAAAACCUGCCCCGUGCCAUCAUCAUCUCCCUGCCGAUAGUGACCUUGGUCUACGUGCUCACCAACCUGGCCUACUUCACUACCCUCAGCCCCCAGCAAAUGCUCAAGUCAGAAGCUGUUGCCGUGGACUUUGGGAACUAUCACCUAGGAGUCAUGGCCUGGAUCAUCCCUGUGUUUGUGGGCCUGUCCUGUUUCGGUUCUGUGAACGGUUCUCUCUUCACCUCCUCCAGGUUGUUCUUUGUUGGUUCACGAGAGGGGCAUUUGCCCAGCCUUCUGUCCAUGAUUCACCCCACCCUGCUCACUCCACUGCCCUCCUUGAUAUUUACAUGUAUAAUGACUGUCCUGUACGCCUUUUCCAACGACAUCUUCUCAGUCAUCAACUUCUUUAGCUUCUUCAACUGGCUGUGCAUCGCCAUGGCAAUCAUCGGGAUGAUGUGGCUCAGAUACAAGAAGCCGGAGCUGGAGAGACCCAUCAAGGUGAAUAUCCUGCUGCCGAUUUCCUUCGUCCUGGCUUGUGUGUUCCUGAUCAUCAUGUCCAUUUGCAUGACUCCGGUGGAGUGUGCCUUUGGCUUUGGCAUCAUCCUCUUGGGGCUUCCUGUUUACUAUUUUGGAGUGUGGUGGACAAACAAGCCCAAGUGGGUGCUCCAAGCCAUCUGCUCCAGCAGAAGACUGAAGGCAAUUGCCUGCAGAUCAUCUGUAGAAUUAUGCACCACCUCAUGGUUGAAAAUAGAACUGCAACUCUUCAAUAUAGCCAAGCUUCAGAAUAAACUGCUGAAACACCAAGUUUCUUCAACUGCUUUAUGCCAGAAAGUCCUGGAGGUGGUACCUCAGCACUAGUGAGGUGGAGCAGCUGUCCUUUUGGCCCUGCACACUAUGGCUUUCCUGCUACCCACACUUGAAGUGAACAGUGGAAACUGGCAACAGCCAUGGAACCAACCACUGCACCUCAUUCUGAAUAGGGCAUAUGAGUUGUGUAAAGGGGUGGGGGGGGGGGGGGGGGGUUGUAUUUUAAUUUAUGUGCAACAAGGUUUUUGUGUAGCAUAUUCUGUUGUGCUUUUUAGGUGGCAAAUAGUUUACCUUUUAUUUUAAUUUAACUUGUGUUGCAAAGUUCUAUUUUAAACCUAAAUCUUAAUGCUGGUAAUACCCAUGUGCCUGCAAUUUAGUCUAAACCCAUUUUGAGGAAGGGAGACCGCAAUAGAGAGCAUUUACCAAUCUAAACUCCUUGCUUAAAUUGUAGAGAUCUAAGAGCUAGUGAAGAGUUGCAGGAUACUUGCUUUCAAUUUUAUGAUUUUGAGGGGUGGGUGUAAUGGUUUUAAAUGUCCCAGAAAAAUACAUAUAUUAAGCCUUA